CUUUACAUCUCAGAUCCGGAAGAGAAACACUACAUAUUCGUGACUCACUCACUAUUUAGUGACAGUCACAACAUACAGAACAUUAUAGAAUUGCCUCGACCUAUUUUGAUUUUUGUGGUAUUUGAAAGCAUCUCCGUAAUUUCACCAUGAGUGGAUAUGGUUAUGGUCAACCACAGGGGGGCUACCCUGGUCAUGCCUCUCCCUCUGGUUAUGGUCAGGAAUAUGGUUAUGGUCAACCACAGGGAGGCUACCCAGGGCAUGCUCCUCCCUCUGGUUAUCCUGCACAGGUUCCCCAAGGAGGUUACCCUGGUCAUCAGCCACAGGGAGGUUACCCAGGCCAGCAACCCCAGGGAGGUUACCCAGGUCAGCAACCCCAGGGAGGCUAUCCAGGUCAGCCCCAAGGAGGUUACCCAGGUCAGCAACCUCAAGGAGGUUAUCCAGGUCAGCAACCCCAAGGUGGCUACCCUGGCCAACAAGGAUACCCCGGUGUACCACAAGGCAUGGAUCCUAAUGUAGUUUCUUGGUUCAAUGCAGUAGACCAAGAUCACUCUGGACAGAUAAAUGCCCAUGAAUUACGCUUGGCUUUGCAGAAUGGCAGCUGGUCUCAUUUCAGUGAGGAGUCGUGCAAACUAAUGAUCACAUUGUUUGACAGAGACAAUAGUGGUACAAUCAAUAUACAUGAAUUUGGCCAGCUCUUCACUUUCAUCAAUCAGUGGACUGAAGUUUACAGACGUUAUGAUCACGAUAACUCUGGGACUAUUGAUGAGAAUGAGAUGAAUACAGCUUUACAGCAGAUGGGCUUUCGUUUGUCUCCUCAGUUUGUUGGAUUUCUUGUGUCAAAGUUUUCCCCUAGAGAAAGAAAAAUUACCUUGGAUAACUUCAUUGUCAGUAACAUUCACAUCCGGAAGUUAACAGAAGCAUUCAAGGCCCGUGACAAGGAAUUUAAAGGUGUAAUUACCAUUGCAUAUGAAGAUUUUAUAUCUCUAGUUCUCACUAGCCUUAUGUAGUUUUGCAGUGUCAUAUUUGAAAUGUUUGUAAUCAAAGUUAGUUGGUUUAAGAAUAUGUAUAAUUAAUAUGUUCUUACAAAUGAUAAUGUGCUUUUCUUGACAAUAUACUUAAAAUUUUUGCAUAAAUGAAGACUGGCAAGUGUUGUGCUGCAAGAAAAUUAGAUUUUAUACAUAUAUCUUUAAACUCGGUAAAUUUCUAAGUUUAGAUUUUAUACAUACGUACAUCUUUAAACUCUGUAAAUUUCUAAUUUUUUUUUCACCUGGUAUCAGGUUUGGUUGUUAGAUUUUAUAGAGAAGUCUAUUGAUUUUACUGGGUUAUAACUAAAAAACAUUAAUACCCUUAUUCCUAACAAAGUAUCUCUUGUAGUUUUUAGAUUAUUAUCAUUCAAGUGAUUCUAACGGUGAAAAGAUGUGUUUCUUCUCGGUUCAUUUGGAAGAUCAAUGUUAAAUUGUUUGGAAAUCAGCUUCCUUGCAGUGCUUAGGGAGUUAAAUUAUUUGAAAAUAAACAAGGUAGUAAUGUGCUUUAGUGAUAUUCCUGCUUUACCAAAACACUGUAGUAUCCACAAUAAGGUUUUUUAAUCUUUUUAAAUUAAUAAUGAAGAGCAAAACUUCGCAAAGGUUGUAGGUAAUUCAUAAAAUGCAUUACAAUUGCAUGGAUGCCUACUGUUAUUAUAUUUCAGUUUCUGAAAAUGUUUUUUUUUUUUUUUUUUUUGAAUCUUGAGGAUGACUCAGGGCUCUUGCUGAAUUGUCUAAUACAGGUAAUUAUUAUAUUUAAUCAUAGAAAUUGUUAUGUAGUACUGUAUUAUAUUGAAUUUUAUUUAUUAAAGCAAAGAAAUUUAUUCAAGCAUGCAGUUUUACUGAUAGAAACACAGUGAAAGGUGCUGCAACAUAUAUACUGUAUAGUACUAUCUAAAGUUCUUACACUAUUUUUAUAACUACAUGAUUCUUUUGAUCAGUUGAUGCAAGAAGUGUAGUUUAUUACAGUUUACAAAGUGUUAUGACCAAAAUAAUUAAAUAUUUAAGUGUUAGGACAGUUUUUUUUUUAUAUGAAAAUGUACAUUGUUAAUGAUGUUCUCUUAUAUUUUGGUUCAUAUGGUACAGGUAACUUUUUUACCUGAAAAAAUAUUGAAAUUAUUACUAGUGAAUGCUUUUGCUGUCUCAAAGCAUUCUACCAUGAUGGUAAUACAUAAACACCAGUACAUUGCCUUAAUUUAGAAAAUUACAGCAUCAUUAACCCAUUUGCUCCAAAAUUUCCAGAAUAAUUUACAAAGUUACUGUGAAGAAAAAGUUUAGUCCUUCUUUUUCUGCUGACACAGUAAUUAUACACAUAUAGUAAUGUAUUCACAAAAAACUUCUUGCAUUAACAGAUGUAGAAAUAUCCAAAAUCAGUAUUCACAGACGUAGAACAGAAAUCACAAGGAUAUUUGACAGCAACAAGGUUAAGUGUGAGUAUCUUGUAAAUGUUUUAUAGUAACUUUAUCAAAUUAUUUCGUCAUGCUCUUAUUGAUUUUUUAUACAUAUUAAGUUUAAAUAUUUCAUAUGAUUUUUGUAUUUUUUAUAAAUAUUUCAAAUGAUUUUUUAAAAAUAAAUAUUUCAUAUGAUUUUUGUGGUUAGUUUUUCUAUGUAAUUUCUCUCUAUCUCAGUCUUGUAAUUUAUUGUUGCCAGUUGUUGGAAAUGAAGAUUUGUGUUUAAACAGAGUUUGUCCCUUGAUUUUGAUCAUUCUUUUCAUUGCUUACCAUUGCAUUUCAAGUUUUAUGAGCUGUCUGUUUCAAAGGAUGCCUACACUUACCGCACUUUAAAUUGUGCCUUGCCAAAUUUGAACUUAUAUUGCCUCAUCCAAUGUCCUCUACUUGAAGCACUUUAACAAAACUUAAAUGUUUUCAUUUUUCAUUUUCUCUUUUGGUAUGUGUGAGGAUUAACUGGGUGUCAAAUAAAUUCAACGAGGGAUUCUUUUCAACCAAUUUCCAUGACAAGGCUAAAUUCCUUCUAUUUUAAGCUUAAUAACUUUGUAAGAGUGGAGUUAUCCGAGUUAUCUGAUAACCAGUCAUUUGCAUAAAUGUCCAGUGAUGGACAGUGUGUUUCCAGUGACCAGAAAUGUUGUGGUUUCAGAAAGUCUGAUUUCUUUUAUUUUUUGUUCCGUUGUGAAGUGUUUACAUUUCCUGUUUUUAGUAGAAAUUUUAUUGCAUGUAAAAGUAAUAAGUUUAUCACAAUGUACUUGAGUAACUGCAUCUCAGGUUACUAAUGUGCUCUAGAAUCUCGGUAGAAUAUUUUGCAUUUAGUAAGAUCUAACUUUAACACAAAACAGUGAUAAAUAUUCUGUAGCUCUGAGUCAUAAGGCCUUAUAAUUUUUGUGCUCACAAAGAGUUAAAAGAAAAAUGAAAGCUAGGCUUUUUAUGGUUGCAUCCAAAAGUUUAUCAGUUUUCUUGUUGACUGUUGAUUUAAUCUAAUGGCAUAUUAAAUGGAUAUGCUUUUCAUGCCUCUGUAUUUUUAUAGAACAAAGUAAAUUCAAAAUAGC
Macrobrachium nipponense is the source of this 3522-nucleotide messenger RNA. Its product is annotated as peflin-like. Lineage: Eukaryota; Metazoa; Arthropoda; Malacostraca; Decapoda; Palaemonidae. The record is from RefSeq and is a predicted model, not a curated record. Gene Ontology annotation, molecular function: calcium ion binding. The coding region runs from base 147 to 1007 and encodes 286 amino acids. Gene Ontology annotation, biological process: COPII vesicle coat assembly. The transcript is spliced from 7 exons.